AUGAGUCCGUGUCCAGCAGAGCUGGCAGUACGCGUUCCUUAUGAAACCCUUCUGCAAAACUUAGAUUUUGGUACUCUGGAAUCCAUAUGGAAUGUAAAAACAUUACAGCAUCAGCUCACUAGCGGUUGCUAUGAAUGGAGUAGAUGUUAA
Microbotryum saponariae is the source of this 150-nucleotide messenger RNA. NCBI's taxonomy places the organism in Eukaryota, Fungi, Basidiomycota, Microbotryomycetes, Microbotryales, Microbotryaceae. The record is from the annotation of a GenBank genome assembly.